Molecule: messenger RNA, 1476 nt
Organism: Rotaria socialis
Lineage: Eukaryota; Metazoa; Rotifera; Eurotatoria; Philodinida; Philodinidae
Source: the annotation of a GenBank genome assembly
AUGAAUAUCGAGCAAAACAGCAGCUCAAUGUUGGAAGAUAACACAUCCGAGAAUAACCAGCAAAACAAUCGAAAUAUACACAAAAGAAUCAAAGAAAGUGAUGACUCAUUCGAAUGUGAGCAUCGUGAUUCAUCCGAUUAUCUAAUGCGAGCGAAAAAUAGUACUACACGGUACUUCAACAACAGCACGUAUCGGAAUACAACGGCAAAUGCGAUUCCACGUACGCCACAAAUAUCAAAUGAAGUCGUACCGCGAUCUACUUUUCCACCAUUUCGUCUUUCGUUCAAUGAGAAUAAAUUGCCGUCGGAGUUGUCGAUCAUCAAAGAUAUAAAUCGUCAAUGUCGCAUUAGUCUUUCAUUCGGUCGUUACUCGUCGUUCGGUAAGAAAAAUAGUUUUCUAAUUUAUGCUAACUCAGCGGAUCAAUACGAUCGUCUCAUGACUAAAAGUAUUUGGCCUACGAUGAUAUGUGAUCUGAAUUAUGUUCUUGAUUUACCAUCCAAAAUACCUACAUCUUAUUCGAUUGUCAUGUUGAACGUCCCGGUUCAAUGGAACAUCGAAGAAUUAGAAAAUGACGUUAAGAAACAAUACUCUACAAUAGUCAAAGUUGAACGUUUCUACGUGAAAGGUGGAAAACCUAUAUCGAAAGUACGUAUUGAUUUCUCUUCAAGUGAAGAGUUAAAGUCAAUCAUAAAAAAUAAAUCAAUUCUACUCGACGAUGCAAAUACUUCGUAUAAAAUCGAACCAUACAUACCACCGACAAAAAUUCUUCGUUGCUACAACUGUCAACAGUAUAACGAUCACACAGCGAUCAACUGUCCGAAUAAAGACAAACCGAUUUGCUUUAGAUGUGGUCUCAACCAUCCGUAUAAUUCCAAUUGUCAAAACAAAAUUUGCUGUGCUCAUUGUCGCCAAGAACAUAUGGCUGGCAACCCCAGUUGCCCAAAUAAAAUAGAAGAAAGAAACAAACGCAAUGAAGAAUUGAAACUGAAGAAUGCACAUCUACAAUUCCAACAACAACAACAAAAGUCUUUACCAUCUGUAUGGACCGAAAAAUCGUAUGAACAUCUCACAUCCAUAUAUUCGCCGAAUACGGAAACGAUAAAUGCAAACGAAAAAGCUAACAUGAUAACAAUAGCCGAUAUCUCAAUGAAGCUCGAUAUUCUUAUGACGAAGGUCGAUGAAAUAUCGAUUAAACAAUUGAAAACAAAUAAAAUUGUUGAAAAGUUACACUGUACCAUCUAUUCAUGUCGUCAAGAAAUUGACCAAAUUCGAGAUUUCGUUUUUGAUACAAUUUCACCAUAUCUACGUGAACUUGGUGAUUCGUUUUUUAUCAAAUGUAAAACAGCAGAAAAGGAUCGAUUACGUACGUUACAUACAAGUUUCAAAGAGAAACUCGAAGAUCAUAAUAAAACGAUAGUCGUUGUGGCUCAAUCAAAUACUGCUAGUAAUACAGCAUUAAAUGAACUCAACUGCUAA